This is a messenger RNA of Closterium sp. Naga37s-1, 1827 nucleotides long. Lineage: Eukaryota; Viridiplantae; Streptophyta; Zygnematophyceae; Desmidiales; Closteriaceae. The record is from the annotation of a GenBank genome assembly.
AUGGUACCUUACGGAUUGACGGAUCACUGGUUCGCUGUAAUGGUCUCUCUCAAGUCGGCAUCUGCAGACGAUCAUGGUCCUGGGCUGUGGAGGCUUCAGGCGCCUCAGGCGGGAGGCGAAGGCGUCAGGAACAUCAUAUCGGCGGUGGUGGAGGCACAGGCGACCCAACCGGUGCAAGGUCUGGAGAGGCUGGUGACGAGCCUGCGUGCAAGCAUGAGGGCUCACGUCGCAGAGGAAAGGAAAAGAGUUAGAGCGACCAUGUUACAUCUGGAAAAGAAAGUGGAAGAGCUCAGAUGGAAAGUGAUGGCUGAUCCUUCUUCGCAGGUUCUGUAUGAGGAGUUGGUUAAAAAUGAAGCGGCUCUCAAGCUUUAUCAGGAUAGCAACAAGGAGAGGCUGCAGGUCUUGUCAGGGCUGCUGCAAGAAUUGGCGGGAGAAACACCAUCAGCCUUCCUGACAGGCCUGGUUAAGUCAAGGAAAGCGAAGACGGAAAUAACGGAACUUACCUUUAAGGGAGUGUUGCGGAGAGGUGCGAGCGAGGUGCUGAAGGCGGCUUCGGAGCACUUCCGAGAGGCCUAUGCGUUGUCGCCGGCGCCUUCUCCUGGAGAACCAUGGCCGAUUGAAAAAGGAAGGGUGCUGCAGGAUAGUGACCGCUUGCAGUUAGACAAGGAUUGGUCAGAACAGGAGGUGAAAGCGGCGCUCAGGAGCUUGCCGGUGGGGAAAGCCACGGGACAGGAUGGCCUACCGAAGGAAUUUUUCGAGAGGAACUGGGGGUUGCUGGGCCUGGCGGUGAUGAGGGAGAUCCGCGACUUCGAGUCGACGGGCGUACUUUCGGAAGCCUUCACGACGGCGGUUACGAUUCUUCUGCACAAGAAAGGGAGCAGAGACGAUGUGGGCAAUUAUCGUCCGAUCACAUUACUCAGUUUUUUCUACAAACUACUGGCGAAAGUGUUGGCGAACAGAAUCAGGACGGUCUUACCUAAAGUGAUCUCGCCGAACCAGUUCGGCUUCCUCCCGGGAAGGAGUCUCGCCGAUGCGGUCUCACUGGUAGCGGACGCGAUUGAUGCCGCAGAGCAGGAGGAUGAGGACUGGCUGCUGCUGCUGGUUGAUUUUCAAAAGGCUUAUGAUUCCGUAUCACGAGAGUACCUGUUCACGACGCCGAGCAACAUGGGAUUCCCGAGUAAAUUCAUCGGAUGGGUGAAGGGUCUUCAUGAUGGUGCGGCGACCAAGGUGCUGCUGAACGGCUGGAUAGGGGAGCGCGUGGAGAUGGCCAAAGGAGUGUGUCAGGGCUGCCCACUCGCCCCGUACCUCUUCCUAUGCGCGGUCGAGCCACUCUGCCAGGAGAUAGAAAGAAGGAAGCUGGGGGUCAGGAAGAGAGGCGUAAAAGGGGUCCUAGCAUACGUCGAAUAUGCAGAUGACACGACACUGGUCUUAAAAGGGAAAGAGCAGGUGGAGGCAGACGGGAAACUGCUAGGGGAGUUUGCGGAGGUCUCAGGGCUGAAGGUGAACCAUGACAAAACGACGUUGAUGCCGCUGGGGAAGAACUUAAGGGGACUGCAGCCGAUUGUGUCGCCUUUCAAAUGGGCGAGCAAGAACACGUCGGAGCGGUUGCUUGGAAUCUGGAUCACCUCUGAGGGCUCGCCGGGUCCUGCAUGGGACAAAGCCUUCGAAAAAGUGAAGCGGCUGUGCCACAACUUCAUCUCUGGAGGGAAGGCGCUCUUGGACAGGCACUUUACACUCUGGAGUUACGAUCUGUCAUGCAGAGGACGGAAAGAAGGGGGACUGGGAGUGAUUGAUCUGAAGCAUCGGAUCGACAGCACGGUGAUCUAG